AUGGAUAUUGCAGGUAUUGUUACUGUUUACAUUGCUAGAAUGACCUUGCCUUAUGCACUACUUAUCUUAGAAGAUCUCUCUUCUAUAACACCUUAUCAUUCCUGGAUAGAUAGCGACCAAGAAAGUCAUGAAACCUUGACUAAGAUUGAAGCUAGUUAUCUGCUUAGAAUAGCUGAAGCACAAAAGACUCUUUUUACUACGGAGAAAUCUGUUCUGGAACAUAAAAUCCUGGUCACCAAACUUAUUUUGGAGCUUCACCUUCACAGAGUCAAGAAGAUUCAUUCGGAGGAUUCUAAAGCUUCUCAAACUAUUGUAAAAAUGAAACAUAUUUUGGAAGAUAUCGAGAAUAAAGAUCUUUCUCUUCCUUCUAUGGAGCCAGAUAACGACAUUUCAGAGGAUUUUGAGGAAGAUUUAGAUGAGCUCGACACAGAUGAAGAAAGGCCUGAGCCAGAGCCAGAAUCUAAUGACUUCGACAAGGACACCCAUACCAAGAUUACUUACUAUGAGGAUGGCAAGGAACCUAUACCUAUACGGUUCUGGUUCAUUUUUGUUUCUCCAAGUCUCUUAUGUAUUCAGAGGACAAGCAAACGGACAAAUAAGGGGACAGGUGGACAUGCUACGCAAAUGUUACAAGCAGCAGAUAAAAUUUCGCUAGCCCAAACAAGUUCUACCCGAUUGCCCAACGCAAUAUUUCCUGAAGAUGCUUCACCUAAUCCUAUGGCUCCCCCUGCUUCAAAAUCAAAAAAACCACGGACAAAGGCCAGUAAGAAGAAAGAAGUGCCGGCAGUCUCUGCCUCUCCGAUGUCUGGCUAUCCUGCUCCUCCUAUUCAAACUGCUCGAAGAGUCCCCAAGCCUUCUAUUGCUUCUAUUCAAGAGGUGGUCCUUAGAGAUGAACCGGACGCUGAUAGAGUCACAUUUUUUAAAGGAUGGACCCCUCAAGAAUUGAAUCACUUCAACCCUCAAGAGUCAAACCGCUUGUCGCUAUCUCAAGAAAGUUUGGCACCUUCUCAGGAGUCAAACCAUCUUAUGCCUCCCCGAGAGUCGAACCACUUAGCCUCUCUCCAAGGAGGAUUAGCUGCUCCACUAACUUAUCCAGCGCAUGGAUUGCCUGUACCUCCUCAAGAGUCGAACUGCUUGACACCUCUCCGAGGAGGAUUAGCUUCUUCGCUGCCUUACUCAGUACAUGGAUCGGAAGGCUUUGAAAGAGGAAAUUUUGACAGAGAAGGAUACAGAGGGGGCUUUACUCCUUCAACUAUUAACUCGGGAACAGGUGAUAAUAUGGGCUAUGGAGGACAUAGCGAGCGAAGUUAUGGGGGAGGUAAAGGUGAUGACUUUGAGGGCAGAGGUGCUUAUGGUGGGAAUAGAGCUGACACUUAUGGGGAUUAUCACUAUGAUGAGAGUACAAGGGUUGGAGGUAAUUAUCAACGCGAUAGAGAUAUCAGAGGUGGCGAAGCGAAUAUCGCCAAGAACAAGAUAGGUAUAUGUAGCUGGAAUGGGUUUACGUACGAUGGAAACGCAGGAGCUACAUGGGAUCGAGGAAUGGAAAAUGGUAAUAUGGCCAGUAUGGGAAGUGGGAAAUUGGAAGGUCAUCGGCGGUAUCAAUCUUCCUUAAUCCAUGGAAAAAUUGAAGGUCCACCACAAUAUGCUCGAGUAGUCCCACAGGAACAAGAGCGUAUAGCUCAAUCUCAAGAUAGUCUUGCAGAGCGUAAAAUGCAGCAAGAGUAUGAUCAAGAUUUGUUGCCUACUCGAAAGCAUGCUCCAAAGCCUCCUGAUUCUGAAGCGUUGAAAGCAGAACGUGCUGAGUUUGAGCAUGACCCAGAAGCAAAUGAAGAUGAAGAAGAUGAUUCACCCAACUAUACCAAAGAUCUCCCUAUUACUUCACGCCAAUGUUAUGCCUCUGUCGUACCUGCUGCGGGGUGGAACUCUCAAAAAGGCCCUUUGAAUAUUUCAACGGGUCCCAGUAGAUCAGUUUCACAAUCGUCGCAAUUGUUUUCGCAAUCAGUCUCGCAAUCAUCAGCCCAAUCGCACCUACAAUCAGCCUCGCAGUCGCACCUACAAUCAGCUUUGCAGUCAUACCCAGUCUCACGCUCAGCUUCACAUCCAAUAUCUCUGCUGCCUACGCGACCAGCAUCACCAGACCUUGUAGGAAAUUUCUCAACAAACAUCUCUUCUGAGACUCCAGCUGAUCUGUCUUCAAAUGCAAAAGGAUCACGCAAUAAAGGGAAAAAGCCAGCUUCGACAGAUCCUACAAAGCUUUCCUUCUAUCCGGCGCAAGUUAGAAAAGUUAUUAGUGUCGCUCAAUCCAACAUGCAUAGAGCCAUGGUUCUUGAGGCUCCAUUUUUGACUAUGGAAAAUCAUGAAAAACUUAUCUCGGAUUGUUUGGAAUCAGCUAUCAAAGAUCGGGGAGACAAAGGCCUUCUGGUGGAAGAUGGUGAAUACUUUAAAGACUUGACUCGCUCUUCCUCAACUUUUUAA
Messenger RNA from Lentinula edodes (shiitake mushroom), 2475 nucleotides. RefSeq lists its product as uncharacterized. Lineage: Eukaryota; Fungi; Basidiomycota; Agaricomycetes; Agaricales; Omphalotaceae. The transcript has 15 exons. Bases 1 to 2475 code for a protein of 824 amino acids. The record is from RefSeq and is a predicted model, not a curated record.